AUGAUGUUGUCGAGAAUGGAUAGUAAGAAGAAUAGUUUGGUUUCUGGAAACCAGAAGAAAUUGUUAAAGGAUGUUGACACUAUGAAUAAAGCUAUGCACUUGGAUAAAAAUGUUUCAAGGAGUUCAGUAUCUGGUUCGAAUUUGAAUUCUCGAUCUAAAACCAUGGGAAAAUCUGUAUUUCCUGAUUCAAAACCAAAGGCUAAAGGAAGUAAUAGUAAUGAUGAUAAUGAUGGUUUGCAGAAGGAUAAAAGGUCUAUAUGGAAUUGGAGGCCGUUGAAGGCGCUUUCGCAUAUCCGAAAUAAACGGUUCAAUUGUAGUUUCUAUCUUCAUGUACAUUUGAUUGAAGGGUUGCCUUCUAGUUUUGAUGGUUCGAGUUUUUCUGUGUAUUGGAAGAGGAGGGACGGGGUUUUGGUGACUCGUCUGGCAAAAGUGGUUCAGUCUGUAGCUGAAUUUGAUGAGAAGUUGACUUACACUUGCUCGGUUUAUGGCAGUAGGAGUGGACCCCACCAUUCUGCAAAGUAUGAGGCAAAGCAUUUUUUGCUCUAUGCUUCUCUUCUCAGUGCGCCGGAGCUUGAUUUGGGGAAGCACCGAGUUGAUCUCACGAGGUUGCUUCCUCUUACUCUGGAGGAGCUUGAGGAGGAGAAGAGCUCGGGUAAGUGGACUACUAGUUUCAGGUUAUCAGGAAAGGCCAAGGGUACUGUGAUGAAUGUCAGUUUUGGGUAUACGGUUGUUGGUGAUAACACCAGCGCGACCAAAGAUAGCCAUAAUGCUCCUAAUGUAUUGACUUCGAGGCAGAGUAGUCUUGCAUCAAUGAAACCAGACGUUAAACAGAGACAGUAUGACGGAAGCAGCAGUGUGAGGCGUGCAGGAAGUUUUCACGGUGCUUUACCCGUAGACGCUUCUCAAGCUAAAAACCUUAGCAGUCGGUACUCUUCUCAAGCUGUAGAAUCGGUAAAAGAUCUUCAUGAGGUGUUGCCAUCUUCUAAGUCUGCACUAGCCAGCUCAAUAGGCGUCUUAUAUAAGAAAUUUGACGAGGAAAAAGAAAGCAGAUCUGUGGGCAACAAAUCGGAUCCUGAUUUGUCCAAAGAAAAUAUUGAGCUAAUCAAACCAGAUGCACGUGCUUCAUCUGAUAUUGGAAAAGAAACGCCGGAAGUGCUUGCAGUUAACAAUGGAAAUACAUGUCCAGUGCUUGACACACCUGAACUCGAUGUAUUUCACGAAAACCUAGAGACAGAUAAACAAGAUGGCUAUCUUUUACUUGAUUCUGAAAAAGAAAACCUAGAGACAGAUAAACAAGAUGGCUAUCUAUUACUUGAUUCUGAAAAAGAAAACCCUGAAGAUUGUCAAGAUAAGGAUUUUUUUGUCGUUGAUAAGGGUAUAGAAAUCUCACCAAUUGAACCGGUUAAAGUAGAGGAAUCAUUCACAAUGGCUUUUGAAGAUGCUUCUACAGUUGAUAGUUCUCUUAUCCUUGAUACUGCAGGUUUACAAGUUUCUUCCGAAGAUAAUUUUAUACAUGGUUCUCUUCAUGAGGCAAAUGACGGUUGUAAGGAUCACACAGUGGCCGAUGAAUCUGCUUAUGAAGAUGAUGAUUUAUUCACAAAUGAACUGCUGCAAGAAUUAGAAGCUGCUAUAAAUAGUGUCUCAGAUUUGGAGACAGGGGCUCUAGAAUCUCCAAAAAAAUUGGAGUUCAAAUCUGAGUGUAAGAUGAGAAAGACAGAUAGCUUAGACGAUGUUACAGAAUCGGUUGCAGAUGAAUUUUUAAGCAUGCUAGACAUAGACCAUAGUUCAACGGGCUCGAAUUCUGAAAACGAGCCUGAGUCUCCGAGAGAGCUUCUGUUGAGACAGUUUGAGAAGGAAUCCCUGGGUGGUGGCUUCUCUUUAUUUGAUUUUGAUAUGGACUGUGACAACGAAGCUGAUGAUAACUAUGGUGCCUCUACUGGAUCUGAGCAGUUGAACUUCUCUGAGGCCAUUCAUUCAUCAUCCUUGUUCCAAAACCUGAACAAGGAGCAUCUCGUUGAGACUCGGGACAUUAAGGGAAAACAAAAGGCUCAAAUGCUAGAAGACUUGGAAACAGAAGCCUUAAUGCGUGAAUGGGGUUUGAAUGAGAAGGCUUUUCAUCAUUCUCCGCCAAAAGACUGUACUGGUUUUGGAAGUCCAAUUCAAUUACCACCUGAAGAGCUUCCUACUUUGCCUCCUCUUGCCGAGGGGUUAGGCCCUUUUCUUCAGACAAAAGACGGGGGUUAUCUACGGUCUAUGAAUCCGUCAAUUUUCAAGAACACUAAAGCUGGUGGGAGUUUAGUCAUGCAGGUUUCCAACCCUGUUGUUGUACCUGCAGAAAUGGGUUCUGGAAUAAUGGAAGUUUUACAGUGUUUGGCUUCGGUGGGAAUUGAAAAACUCUCAAUGCAGGCAAAGGAGUUAAUGCCACUGGAAGAUAUCACAGGGAAGACAAUGCAACAAGUAGCAUGGGAAGCUAUGCCGGCCUUAGAGGGAACCGAGAGGCAAUGUCAAUUGCAACAAGAUUUAGUAGCAGGUCAAGAUACGGCGUGUGUGCAAAGGGACUUGAAAGGAACACCACCAUCUGGACCGAAGUCUGGCAAUUUUAAUUCAAGAUCAGUGGCCAACCAAACAGGCUCAGAGUUUGUUUCAAUUGAUGAUCUUGCCCCACUGGCUAUGAACAAAAUUGAAGCGCUUUCCAUGGAGGGAUUGAGAAUACAAUCUGGCAUGUCUGAGGAGGAGGCCCCAUCUAACAUCGUUGCACAAUCCAUUGGGGAAAUGUCAGCUCUCCAAGGGAAAGGUAUUGAUAUUAGCGGAUCCCUCGGCAUGGAAGGAGCUGCUGGUUUGCAGUUGAUGGAUGUAAAAGACAGCGGUGACAGUGUUGACGGAAUAAUGAGCCUAUCGUUAACCCUUGAUGAGUGGAUGAAGCUCGAUUCUGGUGACGUCGAUGAUAUAGAUAAUAUCAGUGAGCAUACUUCCAAACUUCUUGCAGCCCAUCAUGCUAACUCUUUCGACUUUAUCCGUGGUAGUUCAAAAAGUGGAGAUAGGAGGCGAGGCAAAGGCUCAGGUAGAAAAUGCGGUUUACUAGGAAACAAUUUCACAGUAGCGUUAAUGGUGCAGCUUCGCGACCCUCUAAGAAAUUAUGAGCCAGUUGGAACACCAAUGCUUGCUCUUAUACAAGUUGAACGAGAGUUUGUCUUACCAAAGCAAAAAAUAUUUUGUAGUGUAUCCGAGUUACAGAGCUACAACAACGACGAGGAUGAUGAGAGCGAAAUCAUAGCAAAGGUGGAGAUCAAGGAUACCGAAAAAGAAGAGACAAUUUCUGAAGCAGAACUCAUUCCUCAGUUCAAGAUUACUGAAGUUCACGUGGCAGGUCUUAAAGCCGAGCCACAGAAAAAGAAGCUUUGGGGCACCUCAACGCAGCAACAAUCCGGUUCACGCUGGUUGGUUGCAAAUGGAAUGGGAAAGAACAGUAAGUUUCAAUCAAUGAAGUCAAAGGCUGCAGCUAAAUCUAUUGCUCCGGUUACCACAAAGAUACAGCCCGGUGAAACGUUGUGGAGCAUUUCUUCGCGAAUUUUAGGUUCUGGAAAAAAAUUGAAGGAAUUGGCAACACUAAAUCCACUUAUAAGAAACCCGAAUGUCAUUAUACCAAAUGACACUGCUAGACUUAGUUAA
Molecule: messenger RNA, 3669 nt
Organism: Lathyrus sativus (Indian pea)
Lineage: Eukaryota; Viridiplantae; Streptophyta; Magnoliopsida; Fabales; Fabaceae
Source: the annotation of a GenBank genome assembly